UACUGGAAGUUGGUUUUAUAUUCCCUCUAUGAAAAGAAGGCGCAGCGUCCGUAGGGCUGUACCCAAGAUACCGCAUCCACCGCAUCCACCAUGACAAGUAAUUUGCGACUAUUGGCUUGUCGCCUUUGCAGACGCCGAAAAAGAAAGUGCGAUCAUAAGAUCCCAUGCACCAAUUGUGUCAAGGUUAAUGUCCCGUGUAUUCCGAGCUCACCAGCUCCAGCAAGGCCGAGACGUCGACCUCGUGCUGAGCUUCGAGAAAGACUGGCACGUUGCGAAGAGUUGUGUGAGCAACUUAAAACCGCACACAUGGAGGAUGCAAGCUCCACGUCUAACAUGAGUGCAUCGCAAACGUCAAGCAUGGAAAGUCCCCAACCAAUGCAAGACAAUUUGAUCUCAAAUCGAAAGACAUUGAUUGAUCAAAGUGCUGUGCGCUUCACAGACAGAGGGCUAUUGAGUGCCAUGUUCGAAGAGGUCCUAGAGAUGAAGUCCCUUCACGCUACCGAGACUUGUGAUGAAUCUUCUUCUGAGAAGAGCUCCAUAUCAAAUGAUGCUCAUUUCCAUAAUUUUAGUGGGGAAAGCUGCUUCGACGAACAAUGCAGGCUUCAACCUCUACCAAGUCAGAUACAUUACCUCUGGCAAGUAUUUCUAGAGCGCGUCCAUCCUCUGACAAAGGUCAUACAUGCACCAACGGUACAGCCAUAUCUGGUUGACGCAGUUUGCAGCACGGGCAGCCUGCCUAAAGGCAUGCAGGCGCUCAUAUUUUCAAUAUUUUCCCUAGCUACACUCUCGUUGAGCGAAGACGAAUCUUGGAAUAUAUUGGGAAGCUCCCGAGAACAUGCGUUUCAACGGUUCUCCGCUGGGCUUCGAACUGCUCUUCAGCGUGCACGGUAUCUCGAGUUACCCAACUUGACUUUGCUUCAGGCAUUAACACUUUACCUGAUAUCACUUCAGGGGCGAUACGGCUCGCGCAAACCAUGGAUUUUAAACACCGUCUGUGUCCGAAUGGCACAGCAAAUGGGUCUCCACAGAGAUGGCGAGCUGCUAGGACUUUCUCCGUUCGAAACUGAAAUGAGGAGGCGGGUUUGGUGGCAGACUAUGAGGCUUGACCUCAAGUCGAAGAGAGCAUGGGGAUUAAGCCCCUCCACACUGCCUUUAACCACCGACUGCAAGAUACCCACCGAUAUUGAUGACGAAGACCUUGUUCCCGACUCAACAGAACCUUUCAAGGUACCUUUGGAGGACUAAAAUGGCUCUACUGAGAUAAUAAACUGUUUGCUCUUCUCUAUAGUUGGGCAAUUGGCCUUGAUGUGGCCGAGUAUUCUGGAAGCUUUGUCCCCCGG
Messenger RNA from Ilyonectria robusta, 1340 nucleotides. Its product is annotated as fungal-specific transcription factor domain-containing protein. The transcript is spliced from 4 exons. Lineage: Eukaryota; Fungi; Ascomycota; Sordariomycetes; Hypocreales; Nectriaceae. Gene Ontology annotation, biological process: regulation of DNA-templated transcription; DNA-templated transcription. The record is from RefSeq and is a predicted model, not a curated record. The coding region runs from base 91 to 1245 and encodes 384 amino acids. Gene Ontology annotation, molecular function: DNA-binding transcription factor activity, RNA polymerase II-specific; DNA binding; zinc ion binding.